AAACUCAUCUUUUCCACGAGCAGUCAAAUUAUUCAAAAUGUGCAAAAUAAAAAUCAACUCAGUUCUUUUCUUAAUAGUACUUGAAAUAUUUUUUGUGGCCACAGCUGCCUUCGAAGAGACGUGCGAAUUCGACCGAGAAAUGGAAAAACAGUGCCGCUUGCAUAACUAUAAAACUGUUAAGCCUUUGCUUGAUUAUUUUAGGCAAGUUCGAAAUGAGUUAGAAGACAAAGAAAUUAAGGAAAACAAGUUAAAUGAAUUGAAUUCUGAUCUUAUAGAAAAGUAUCAUGACAUUGUAAGAAUUCAUGAAAAAUUCAUGAAGGAGGAAGCUCUAUUAGAUAAGUAUAAAACCAAAAUACUUAAAGGGGAAAACGAUUUGCAGUUGUGUCAAAACAAAGUUGAAGAAUUAGAAUCUAAAUUUAAUUCACAACAAAAUAAUUUUGUGAUAUUAAAAGGACAAUUAGCAGAUAAAUCCACCAAGUUAGAAAAUUGCGAACUUCAAUUAAAAAAUCUUAAUUCUAGCUUAAUUGAAAAAGAUGAAAAAAUAAAGAGAUUUAGUGAGAAUAUUCAAAAUAAUACUGAACAUCAGAAAACAAUUGAAUUGCAAUUAGAGCAGAGUAAAACUAAAUUAAUAAAGAAAGAUAAAGAUAAUCAGCUAUGUCGAGCUGAAGUUGAUACAUUGAAUAAGACUUUACUCAAUACUCUUAUUCCAUCAAGUUGCUCUCCUUUUGGAGAUUCAGAUAUUCAUCCACUCAAUGUUUCUGGGAUAGGUUUCUUCGAUGUUUUAUGCGAUAGUCAGUUAGCUGGACCUGGAUGGAUUGUAAUACAACAACGAGUUGGGGGAAAUGAGAGUUUCAAUAGGGAUUGGGCAACGUAUCGCAAAGGUUUCGGUUCUUAUAAGAGUGAUUUCUUCCUCGGACUCGAGAAAAUACAUCGUAUCACGAGUUUGCAGCGUCACGAACUUUAUAUACAUUUGGUUACUCUGAAUGGAAAUACCUACAACGCUAGUUAUGAGGACUUUAAAAUAUCUGAUGAAGACAGUGGAUAUAAACUGAGUUUGGGUAAAUUCGAUGGAACUGUUAUUGGGGAUGCGAUGAGAUACCACGAAACCAUGAAAUUCACAACAAUCGAUCGCGACAACGACACUGAUGAUUCUAAUUGCGCAGUUGACUACAAAAGUGGCUGGUGGUACAACGCUUGCUCUUAUUGUAAUUUAAAUGCACCAUAUGGGCCAAAACUAAAUUGGUGGGGAAAUGACUAUAUUACAAUAAAAGAAGCUAAGAUGCUAAUUCGCCCAAAAGAAGCGAUGAAGAAGUGAGCAAUUGAAGAGCUGAAAUUCCACUAUUUGACUCAAUUAUGUAAUCAUUUAUAUAUAAUUGGUGCAUUAAAAAAUUGGGCUCUGAAUAAAAAAACGAUCGACUAUUUAAU
Drosophila sulfurigaster albostrigata is the source of this 1425-nucleotide messenger RNA. RefSeq names its product ryncolin-1-like. The record is from RefSeq and is a predicted model, not a curated record. The transcript is spliced from 3 exons. NCBI's taxonomy places the organism in Eukaryota, Metazoa, Arthropoda, Insecta, Diptera, Drosophilidae. Bases 38 to 1315 code for a protein of 425 amino acids.